GAUUAAAACAUCCAGAUGAGGACACCUCAGCUCUAAACAGCCAAGGUUUUAACGCGAGUGGUGAGCCAUCCACUCACAGUCCUGAUUGGCUUUUUUCCCCCUGUGUUUACAUUUAAUCCUUAAAUUUUAUUCCAAUGGCUCCAAACUUCAAACUCUUCUCACUCAUUUGGCUAGUUGCAGCCUUCCCAACACCUCAAGCAACAACAGCCGCUGAUGGUACACCAGUCCCACCACCUCAAGCAACAACAGAAGCUAAUGGUACACUAGUCCCAACAUCGCAAGAAACAACGGCAGGUCCAGGUGGUUCAUCGGCAACACCUCAAGUAACACCAGAUCGUCCAUCCACAAAACCACCAUUAACACCAGCUCCAACAAAACCACUUCCAGGCCCAUGUGAGUCAAACCCAUGCGGCGAUGGUAGCACCUGUGUACCUCGUUUCAAUCAAAUGUUUGAAUGCCUGUGUUUGCCUGGUAGGGUUUACAAUAAAGACAGCAGCACUUGUGAGAGUGCCAAGGUUUUCCCUGGACAACUGACCCUGACAAACAAGUACAAUUCAAACCAUGCAGACCCCACAUCAGAAGACUUUCUGAAUGUGUCUAAAGGCGUUGUUACAGAGCUGGACGAUGUUUUUAAGUCAACUACUGGCUACUCUAAAUCUAUAGUGCUGAAACUGAAGUCCACUAGUAGUGUCAGAGUGUGGUUCAGGGCGACGUCAGGUAUCUUGGCUGAAGUAGAGAACAUCUUUGAGCCAGCAGCUGUCAUUGAUACUAAAACAAUUACAGAAACAUUGAAAAAGGCGAUUAAAGACUCAUCUAAAGACUCUAUCCUGAAUGGGGCAGCUUUUAAAGAGGAUGACCUGUGUACUUCAAAACCUUGUGAUGUGGAAACCACUGAUUGCACUGGCAAGGAUGGAUCUUUUGACUGUUCAUGUAAGGACGACUACAUUAAGACGAGCUACAGCGACAGAGUAUGCGUUGCUUGUCCCAGUGGGCAAAAAGCUGGGCCCAGUGGUUGUGUCGCUUGUACAUUUGGUUAUUCUGGCUUAAACUGCAAUGAAUCAUGGCAACUUGCGCUGGUAGUCGUGUCUGUUGUUGUAGGACUGCUGCUCAUCUCAGCCAUUGUUAUGGUUGUAUUGGCACGCAGGUACGUUUUCCAUCUACUCAUUAAACAAUUUGUCAUUACUUUUUCAUCUCUGUCAUGUUUUUGUCAUAUUCUCUCUUCUUCAUGCAAGUCAUUAACCUUUUAACACCUAUGCCUUCCUGAACCGCAGAAUGAGCAUGAGAUGCAGGACCAACAUGUAGAUGACUCCUAGCAGCAGCCGGCAAAACCUGGUCCCUAAUGGGAGGAACCCGCGGCUCUAUGAUGACCCUGACGACAUAAACCCAUACACACAGGCUCGAUCCCAGAACAACCCGUACGCCCAGAAUCGCCCUCAGAACAACCCGUACUCCGCCAAGGAGGGGUACACCAACCCUUACGUCACCAAUGACAAUGGAAGACGGUUAUAUUAAUAAGGGUUAAAUAACACAACCUCUUUAAUUCCUUAUUAUAGCAUUAUGUAUACAGAAACAUGAAUUAGAUGUCCUUUCACCACAAUGACUCGCAGAGCUUGAAUGUAACUGUGAUCAAUUAUAAGCUUCCAACAGUCAUUUCAAUUGUUUCCAUGACACAUGUACUGAACAUCUGAAACUUUGGGAUUUGGAAAAAUGCAGGCCUAUUCAAAGGUGUCAGUCAAACCUGAAUUAAACUCAGGGACCAGUAUAUUUAAGAUAUAACUAUUUUGUCCAGUUAAUAUCUUGCUCGUCAGUGAAUUUACUAGAUAUCACUUUAUAUGUCAAAUGUUUACGCUGUGUCAUUAUGUGUAACUCAUUAACUCAUCUUAUUGUGAAGGAGACGAGUUUCUUAAAGUCUGAUCAAAUAUUGUUCAAAUGUUCAUUAUCUAUCUAUCUAUCUAUCUAUCUAUCUAUCUAUCUAUCUAUCUAUAUAUCUAUCUAUCUAUCUAUCUGUCUAUCUAUCUAUCUAUCUAUAUAUCUAUCUAUCUAUCUAUCUGUCUGUCUAUCUAUCUAUCUAUCUAUCUAUCUAUCUAUCUAUCUAUCUAUCUAUCUAUCUAUCUAUCUGUCUAUCUAUCUAUCUAUCUAUCUAUCUAUCUAUCUAUCUGUCUGUCUGUUUGUGUAAAAAGUUUAUUAUAUUAAAAAUGUUUGUUCUUCUUUUUUUGUAUUUCUAAGAUAUAUAUUGUGUCGAUUUUCAUUUUGAUUAAUACUUAAGUAUUAUUCAACACCAAUAAAAUAAAGUUAUAGGAAAUAUUUGAUAGCUUAUUGUACUGCCUUCAUGUUAUACACUUCUUAUAUAAGAUAGUCAUGUACGGAUGUAUUGAUCAAACAUCAAUAUUUCAAUUUAAUGUAUUUAAUCAAUAAAUAUGUCUUAUUAAUGUGAAAGGAUAAGUGAUUAUUUGAAUAAAUUACUAUCUCCAUUA
Messenger RNA from Labrus mixtus (cuckoo wrasse), 2474 nucleotides. RefSeq names its product mucin-13-like. The transcript is spliced from 11 exons. The coding region runs from base 135 to 1247 and encodes 370 amino acids. Gene Ontology annotation, biological process: cell-cell junction assembly. NCBI's taxonomy places the organism in Eukaryota, Metazoa, Chordata, Actinopteri, Labriformes, Labridae. The record is from RefSeq and is a predicted model, not a curated record.